Molecule: messenger RNA, 1194 nt
Organism: Psammomys obesus (fat sand rat)
Lineage: Eukaryota; Metazoa; Chordata; Mammalia; Rodentia; Muridae
Product: serine protease 40-like
Exons: 6
Coding region: 1-1194 (397 amino acids)
Biological process (GO): proteolysis
Molecular function (GO): serine-type endopeptidase activity
Source: RefSeq, a predicted model, not a curated record
AUGUGGGGCGCUAGGGCCCAGAAAUUAGGCCCGGGAAGGGGCGGAGCCUACCUGCUGGCCACUCUCCUAUUCUGUUUCAGCCUCUUGUCACUAAGUACAGAGAACCGAACGACCACAAAAAGACCCAUAAUCAAGUUGGACGGCAAGUCCAUACGAGAACAUCAGAAAAUCAAGUUGGAAGCUCUGUUCUGUGGGCCUGACAACCACCCCACCCCACCCUCACCAUCCAAGAGGUGCCUCGCGGCUGCGAUUGUCUCCACAGUAUGUGGCAAGAGCAAAUUCCAAGGGAAGAUCUUUGGUGGUCAGAACACAGGUUGUGAGCGGUGGCCGUGGCAGGCCAGUCUGCUCUUUCGUGGCAGGCACAUCUGUGGAGCAGUUCUCAUCGACAAAAACUGGUUAGUCAGCGCUGCCCACUGCUUACAAAGGUCCCGCAAACCAUCUGACUACCGGAUCCUGCUAGGGUACAGCAAGCUGAGCAGCCCUUCCAACUUCAGCCUGCAGAUGACAGUCAACUUGUUCAUCUUGCACGAGAACUAUAGCAAGUUGUACUUUCAGGGGAGUGACAUUGUCCUGAUUCAGCUUCACAAGAAAGUGGAGUACAACUCCCACGUCUCUCCCGUCUGUGUCCCGAACAGCACCUUGAAGGUGCCGGCUAACAAGGCCUGCUGGAUAAGCGGCUGGGGCAUGCUUAGAGAAGAUAAGUUCCUGAAGUUUCCCUACCCUCUGCAGGCCGCAGAGGUCUUCCUCAUGGCUGACAGUGAGUGCGAAGCCUUUUUCCAGACUCCAGAAAUCACCACCCUUCAGUAUAAAGCUAUAAGAGAUGAUAUGAUUUGUGCUGGGGACCUCACCAACGAAAAGUCCAUCUGCCGAGGAGACUCUGGAGGUCCCCUAGUCUGCUCCCUGGAGGAUGCCUGGUAUGUGAUAGGACUGGCCAGCUGGACUGCAGCAUGUCUAGAGCCAAUCUCCAGCCCCAACAUCUUCACCAAGGUCUCCUAUUUUUCCAACUGGAUCAGGAAGAAACAGGAAGAUACGCCCGACGCUGACCCUUUCUCCGCCCCUCCUCAGGAAUCCGCCUCAGCCCUCGCAGGCUGGAAGAUCCAGGAUGCCGCGACGACUAUCAAAUACAGGACCUGUACAACCCUGUUACCUUCUCAGGUCUUCCUCCUGCGCUGGAUUUGGCUCAGGGUUCUGUGA